AUGAUGCCAGUAAACAAGGUGUUUAUUGAAACAGAAGAAUCGAUCUCUCCUUCCGCCGUUUCCAACGGCAAGGAAAAAGAAGAAUCAUCUGGUCCGUACUGUAAUUGGUCAAGAAAAGCAGUUGAAGCGACGGUUUCUCCUUCUCCAGAAACCUGUAAGAAGAGUAAUUCAACUGGAUUCUCAAAGCUAUGGAGAUUUCACGAUCUGCUCAAUCGAAGUAACAGUGACGGAAAAGACGCGUACGUUUAUCUUAACGGAUCUGCAUCUCGUUCGAAGGUGAUAUCGUCGGAGAAGAGGCAGGUCGCCGCCGUUUCUUCUUCCGCCUCCGCCGGAGAGAAAAUGAAACCGAAGACGAAGAAAGGUGUGAAAACGGCGGCGGCGAAAGCUCAUGAGAAAUACUUAAGAAGUAAAGAUAAUGAUCGACGACGGACGUACUUGCCUUACCGGCCGGAGCUUAUGGGAUUCUUCACUAACAUCCAUGGCGGCAUGACCAGAAACGUACACCCAUUCUAG
Messenger RNA from Impatiens glandulifera, 513 nucleotides. RefSeq lists its product as uncharacterized. The transcript has a single exon. The coding region runs from base 1 to 513 and encodes 170 amino acids. Lineage: Eukaryota; Viridiplantae; Streptophyta; Magnoliopsida; Ericales; Balsaminaceae. The record is from RefSeq and is a predicted model, not a curated record.